AUGACUACACUUUCACAGCAGACGCAGUCAACUUUGGCUGACGCACGUGAUGCCUUUGCACUUGGUGAGAUUAAACGUGCCACGUCUAUUCUCGAUACAGCCGCCGCUGAGCAACAAACACGUGCGGAGCUUAAUGAUCACUUCGCUAUUCGAUGUGUACAAGCGUCUAUUGCGGCUAUGGGGGGUGAGCGGACGGUGGGGAAUUGUAUGGCGGAUGUCGCCGCCUCCCCGUUACACCGACCAGUAACAUUAUACUUGGAGGGUCUCGCCGCAUUGGCAAAUGGUACAAGUUUGCAAACUGCCCGAGUUAAAUUUGAAGAGGCAAGUCGGGCAGAUGAACAUUUUGUUCUUGCAAAGAUGGGUCUUGCAGCUGUGAAUUACCACAUGAAGCGUUAUAAGAAAAGUUUUGCACAUUAUCGUGUCGUUUUGGAGACACUUGGAGACUUUAGUCCUCCUAUUGUGCGAGUGGGAAUGGGACUUUGUGCAUAUCAUUUAAAUCGAUUAGAUUAUGCUCAAAAGUGGUUAGAGCGAGCUUUGGAGGUUAACGCCGAUGAUGAAUUGGCAUUAUUGGCACUACUAGUUGUCUUUUUAGACCGUAGACAAAUUCCAAAAGUUGUUGAAGUAGCGCAACGACUACGAAAAUUGUUACCAGGUAAUGCUAUGGUAUUAUUAAAGGUUUCAGAUCUUGUUUAUUUCAGGGCAGUAUCACAAGAACGUGUUAAAGCGUCAGCAUCUUCUAUUCGUCAAUUAUUAACUGAAGUACGUCAAGUAGCAACAGUUGAAGAAGCCGCUAUAGCAGAUUAUCAAGAAGGACGAUUAUGUAUUGCCCUUGGUGAUUUGUCUAAUGCACGGGUAUUACUUGAAUCAUCAAUGCAAGUAAACCCUAAUUUAAUGGCUGCACGAAUUCACUACGCUAGGGUAUUAUUAUUAUCAGGAAGAGAAGUUGAGGCAGAACAAUUACUAUUACGUAUUAAUGCAGACCUUCCUAACCAAAAGGAAGUUUUACAACUUUUAACUGCCUAUGCUUCUCAAAGAGGAAUGCAUGAAAAAGCAUUACAGUACAGUUACUCACUUAUUAAUAAUGUGGCACCAGGAGAUAUUCGUUCAUGGUCUCUUGCUUCUUGGUGUGUACGAUUAAAGAAAGAAGAAGCGAAAAAACUUAUGUUACAUGUAGCUCGUAUCCGAAAAGAAGUUGGUGAACCUAUUUCAAUGCAUUUACUUGCUAAUAUUGCUUCAUUAAGUGAAGACUCUGAUGCUUUACAGGAUAUUAUAGACAGAGAACUUGGAGCAAACUUCUUAACUCAUUCUACACUACCCGUAGAGUAUGUCCCUCUUGUUUUUAAUUUGGCAUUACUCUUAGAAGAAAAAGAUCGUACAAGAGCAAGACAACUAUACAUUUUUCUUGUAAAACAACAUGGAUACUUUCAGUUACCUUAUCUUCGUCUGCAUUUAUUAGCAAAAACAGAUGGUUUAUUAAAACAAGCAGUAUCAUGGCUUGUGUUACUACAACAAGUAGUACCGGAAGAACCAACUUCACUAGCCUAUAUUGGUCAAAUAUUCUUUGAGAAUGAACGUUUUGGCGCUGCAAUGAGUGCUUUACGUUCUACCAGAAGUCGUCCAAUUCCAGUGGCUCUCGCUCUUGGUGCUACUUUUCUUUGGUGCAGUCAACAACAUGGAAAAGAUAAUAGACGUUUUUUGGCAAGUGCAAAGAAUCGCUUUUUAUUUGUACUACGUCGUGAUAAGGGAAAUAUACUAGCAGCACAUGGUUUAGCAUGCUGUCUUGGUCUGGAAGCAGAUUAUGAUCGUUGUCAAUCUUUGUUAGAUCGUGUGGGAGAAGUACUACCUAAUUGUGAUUAUGUUCGUAGUCAUUACGAAGCACAUACAGCAAAUGUAAAAACAUUAAAUGACAGUUUUAAACAGGCCAUUGAUUAUCUUGAACGUGAUACACAACGUACACCACUUCAAACAUCUUCAUUAGCAUUUUGUUUGGCUUGUGAAGGACAUUAUGAGGAUGCUAUAUCGGUACUCACAAAAGUGGUUGCAGAAAAUCCUAAUUUACCUCUUCUUAAGUAUAAUCUUGCCCUUUUGUAUUGUGCCGCAUUUGUCUUUGCUAUCUCACGUGAAGAAGCUCUUACUACUGAAAGUGCAAGAAAAUUACGUCAUUCUCUUGCUACUGGACUUACAACGGCAAAUGAAUUUAUCAGUCAAGAACCACGUUCGCAGGCGAUGGCAGUUGCAAGGACAUUUCUUAAAUCUGUCUGUGUAUACUGUUUAGAUUUAAAUGAUCGUAAUAUUAAUCGACUUAUUGUGGCUGGUCAGCAAAGUGCUGAAGAAUAUGAACGACAAUCUGAUCUCUGGCGUCGUGUUUACGAUGAGAUUCAAGAAGAAAAACGAAGAGCCGAAGAACAGCGUUUGGCUGAGGAGAAACAACGUCAAGAGCAAGAGUUACAAGUCUCACGUGAAAUCUUGGAGGACUAUAGGCGAUCCCAAUUCACACAACCAACUAUUCUUGAUGAAGAGAUGCGAACACAACUGGAGGCUUACCGCGCGGAGUUCGGCUCUGUGGUUCCCCCAUCUGGCGAAGAGGCAUCAUUAUUGUUACCAUCACUCUCAGAGGAGAACACUGCGGCCCAACAGAGUGCCGCAAUUCUCGGCGGGAUGAAUCUUGAAGAGUUGGAGACUGGCGAAGAGGAGGAAAAGACUCCUGGGGGUGUGAAGAGCGAAAAAGAAGAGACAACGGCGUGA
Trypanosoma theileri is the source of this 2745-nucleotide messenger RNA. RefSeq names its product RNA polymerase-associated protein CTR9. The transcript has a single exon. Gene Ontology annotation, biological process: regulation of DNA-templated transcription. Gene Ontology annotation, molecular function: RNA polymerase II complex binding. The record is from RefSeq and is a predicted model, not a curated record. NCBI's taxonomy places the organism in Eukaryota, Euglenozoa, Kinetoplastea, Trypanosomatida, Trypanosomatidae. The coding region runs from base 1 to 2745 and encodes 914 amino acids. Gene Ontology annotation, cellular component: Cdc73/Paf1 complex.